This is a messenger RNA of Bolinopsis microptera, 2827 nucleotides long. Its product is annotated as transient receptor potential cation channel subfamily M member 1-like. Gene Ontology annotation, molecular function: monoatomic cation channel activity. The transcript is spliced from 7 exons. Gene Ontology annotation, biological process: monoatomic cation transmembrane transport; metal ion transport. The annotation marks the transcript as partial. NCBI's taxonomy places the organism in Eukaryota, Metazoa, Ctenophora, Tentaculata, Lobata, Bolinopsidae. The record is from RefSeq and is a predicted model, not a curated record. Gene Ontology annotation, cellular component: plasma membrane.
UACUGAUUACACCAGGCUACUUUCAUCACUACUUCGUUGUAAUUAUUGGGUAGUAAUUGGGGAAUUAGUAAAUAGUACUACUUCUGCUAAAAACGGCCGUCUGGUCUCAUAUCCUGGAGAAUUCUAGGGAUUUAUUUGUUACUGCUACUUUUACUAUUGCUCAUUUGUAUUUAUAUUGUACUGUGUCGUGUCACAUUACCAGCGUUACCAGAGUUAUUACUAGACGAGGGCCCUAGACGAUUAUUUGUUUUAGUUAGGACCAUAAAAAGAUAAAAUAAAUAACAAACAAUGCAAUUAUCAUAGUCUACCUUGGUCAUAACGACCGUCCAAUACUGAAACCUUCUUUAUGUACUAACCAUGUUAACAUAUUAUUAACAUAAAUUAUUUACUUUAUUUAAUUAAGGGUGUCAGUCAUCCGUGCGGUAUCGCAAUUAUCAUUGACAUUAUUGCUUUACAUUAAUACACGAGAAGUUCGACCCAUCUUACCCUUCUUCCUGUUCAGGUGACAAUAUGGAAGUGCGGAAAAGGAACCGCACUUGACACCACAAUCCUACAAGGUCUUAUUAAAAGUAUCGCAAACCACAAAAAUUCUGGUGAACCUGAAGAAGAGCCUGAUAAUAGCGCGGAAGGACAAGCUCAGCGGGAACAAACUCAGCGGACACGAGCUAAGGAACUUAUGAAAAGACAACUUGAACUAGCUAUACAGUGGGAUCGUUUAGAUAUUGCUACAGAAUUUAUUUUUGAGAACAAGUCAAACAAUAUGGAUCUACAUCUGACGGAAAGCGAGCUGAACGAGAUGUUAAACCUGGCCAUCAAACACAAGCAGAUCCGCUUUAUCCGCAACAUAAUAGAACGUAAUGCCAACAUCAGCUCCUUCCUGACAGUGGACAGAUUUGAAACUAUUCUCCGGAAAACACGCCCACUAAUUCCUUGUUCUACGAGCUGAUGAAGAAAAAGUGCCCCAGUGUGGAGCACUGGACGUUCGAACACUUCGAAAUGGUGAUUCAUGACAUAAGUGAAGGAGUAUUCAGGGUUCCCGGUAGGACCCGUGCACCGGAGCACCAGGUAGACCCUUCUGAUAACGGAUUCAGUCUACAAAGCAUCAAAAUCUGCGGUAAUAGUAAAAGGAAUGGGGGAGCUGCGAACUAUGCGCACGUAGACAACAUGACUGGAGACGGUCGGAAGUCUAAGUUUGAUUUUAUGGAUCCGGGCAGUCUGCUGACUGUUUACAUGGUCCUGAUCCACGAGCAGGAACUUGCCAAGGUCAUCUGGGAGUACUCCUCCACGCCCCUCUUUUUAGGCCUCGUCUGCACCUGUAUCAACAACUGGUUGAGUGCUCAGCAAAAAGAGACCCUCCUCAUAUCCGAUGCUAUGGGCCAGCAGCUUGAGGAGUACGGAAACGAGUUCGAGGAGAUAUCUGAGAAGGUUCUGGAAGAGGUUGCGGAGUAUCAGACCGAGCACGUCAUCGCUUUGAUUAACUUCAAGUUUGUGAGUUGGGGUGGCAGAACUAUUCUGGAGAUGGCUGACUACGUGAACGCCGUCAAUAUCAUCGCUCACCCGACUAUUCAGGAUUACAUUGAUAUUGAAUGGAACGGAUGGCUGGAUAGCGACAUGUCCACGCUGAGGAUGAUUGUGUCCAUAUUAUGUCCUCUUUUAGCUUCUUUCCGAGAUGUUACUCCGUUUGACAAGUGGAAGCAGAAAAACCUCCAGAGCAAAAAGCAGAAAGUGAGGGAUAGUCGAGAGGCGUUCAUUGAUCGGGGAAUCGGCCAGGACGAUUCUGAGGCUUGUGAGAAACUGGGUAUCCUGACAAAGUGUCGGUAUUUCUACAAGGCACCCAUCACCAAGUUUACCAUUUAUUCCAUUGUUAAUGGAUUCUUCUUGAUGUCCUAUGUUUUCGCGCUGCUUUUAGCAGAUCGGCAAUCGACUAGUGCCGAAAAGUGUGGUGGUUUUCGCUCGAUUUUCAAUUGCAAGCUCACCAUGGCUCAGCAGUUUGUUUACAUAUGGGUUCUGUGUUUGGUGCCCCUGGAAAUGAGGCAGAUCUACUUUUCCUACCCCACCACACUAUGGGGGAAGCUGAAGAUGUAUUGGGGAAAUAUUUACAACAAGAACGACAUUGUUUGCAUCAUCCUUAUUUUGUUGGCUCUGUACUUUAGAAUGAAAGGAGAUAGCGAUACGAUAACUUGGGAUGGAAACCAUUUCAGACUGCUGUUUUCGUUAGCCUUUAUAAUGUACUGUUUGAAGCUGUGUCAGGCUCUGCAAAUAAGCGAGCAGCUGGGUCCCAAGGUGAUGAUGAUGCAGAGGAUGUUGAUCGAUCUCCAGUUCUUCAUAUUCCUUGUUGUCAUCUUCGUCAUUGGAUACGGUGUCAGCACCGCUUCUAUCAUGACCCCACAGAAAUUCCCUAAACUGGAAAGAAAAUUGAUGUUUGACAUCUUCUGGAGGCCCUACACUAACUUGUUCGGUGAGAUAGGCGAGGAGACAAUAGACGAAGUCAUGAACUAUGAAUACUGCCAGUACUUCAAAGCAGGAACCGAGGAUAAUGGUCAAUGCUCCGACUACUCUUGUGACGACGAAGAGAAUACCAUGUGUGUAUUCAACAUUUACAUAGUAAAGAUAAUGCUCGGUCUCUACAUGAUGUUGGCUGCUGUCCUCAUGUUGAACUUGCUGGUGGCUGGUAUGUUUAUCCUUUGUUUGUUUUCAAGCACAUACGAGGAGAUUCAAGAGAAUUCUAAGACGCUCUGGAAGCGCCAGAAGUUUGACCUGAUGGUUGAGUAUCGGAGUAGAUCACCUCUGCCCGUUCCUUUCAGUACCAUCCUGCAUUUCCGCAAAG